AACAAUCUCAAGUGGCUUGCAAUGCAAUGACAGUGCAUGAAUGGAUGGAGUUUGUUACAGUAAUCUGAUCUGAAACCCAACCAAGCAAGCCCCACUAUAUAUAACCUAAAAACCCAAAUCCCUUUAUACGUAGAACAAUAAUCAAAACCGUUCAAAAACUCGAAUGGAUUUCUUCAAGUCUGUUUUCUCCAAAGAUCCAGUGCCAGAGGCAGAACCCUCUGAUUCCUCAGCCUCAGCCUCAGCCUCCGACAACUCCAAUCCCAGCUCACUGUGGACUUCCGGUGGCGGCCUAUUCAAGUCGGUGAUGGAGAACUAUCGUAAAGAUUUUGAGGAGUUCCGAUCUGGAUUGAAGAAAGAGACCGCCGUGAUUCGGGAAGUAGCCUCUCGCGCCGUUAAGGAACUCCCCACUUCAUUGGAAAUCGGUGCCUCGGUUGCGCAAGAGUCUCUCGAGUCUGUCGGCCAGGCCAUCGACGACAUCGGGAUCACCGUUUGGAAAUCGACGGCUGAUAUCAUCUCUCAGGGUAGGCGCACUCUCUCAACAGAAACACCUGAUCAUUCGUAUUCUUAUGUUGAUUCUGAUAAUAAUAGUAAUAGUAGACGUUUGAGUGAUGUUAAAUUGUAUAGUCGUUUCGAUAAACAGUUGAUUGCUAUUGGGUGUAAUCGUGACACGUAUUGUAGGGAGCCGGAGGAUGUAAAGGAGUAUGAGAAUUGGAGACUAGGGUUUGAGUUGGAUGACGAGAGGACUAAAGAGAUUGAUAGUUUGGUUAAGGAGAAUGAGGCAAUCGGUGAGAUUUAUGGUGAUGUUGUGUUGAAUACUAAAGUUGUCGAUGAGGAAACGUUUUGGAGUAGGUACUUCUAUAGGGUGCAUAAGUUGAAACAAGCAGAGGAGGCGAGAGCAAGGAUGGUGAAAAGAGCUAUGGAAGAAGAAGAUGAGGAUUUUAGUUGGGAUUUUGAUGAUGAGGAUGAGGAGACAAAUGGGUCUUUGGUUAAAGGUGAAUCAACUGGUAAUUUGGAGAAGGAGAAGAGAGAGUCUGAUGAAAGUGUAAUGAAGAAGGAUGAUGUUGAGAAUUUGAAGAAUAAGAAUUCUGAAUUUGAAGAAAAGGAUAAUGAGAAAGCAGUAGUUGUGGAGGGGAAUGCUGAAAAUGGUGAAUCGUGCAAGGAUAGUGAUCUUUCAGUGGUAUCAACCCAACCAUCAAUGCCUGAAGUGGAGGACCUUGGGUGGGAUGAGAUUGAGGAUAUUGGGAGCUAUGAUGAGAAAAAAGGGGAUGCGGUUGGGAGUAUGAGUAGAGCUGUGCGGAAGCAGUUGAGUGCUGCAGAGGAAGAUGAGGAUUUGAGUUGGGAUAUUGAAGAUGAUGAAGAGCCCAUCAAAUCAUGAUAGAGUGAUGAUAUCAGUACAGAAGUGUUCUGAGUAAUAUUUUUACAACUAAUGUUUAGUCCCAGAAUAAUAAGUUAAAUGCUUUCUUAAACAAUUUAUUGAAUUGUUGUAAUUUAUUCAUGUAAAUGUUUUCAUGGUAUUUCUUUCUUAUAGAAACUUCAAUUAAUUGUUCAUGAUACUUUUUAGGAUUUUUAUGCAGAGUGAUUUACUUUGGUGUAA
Messenger RNA from Mangifera indica (mango), 1594 nucleotides. Its product is annotated as BSD domain-containing protein 1. Gene Ontology annotation, cellular component: cytoplasm. Lineage: Eukaryota; Viridiplantae; Streptophyta; Magnoliopsida; Sapindales; Anacardiaceae. The record is from RefSeq and is a predicted model, not a curated record.